AUUCUAUAUUCGCAAAUCAAGAAAACGCAAAGUCUUUUAUUAUUUAAAAAAAAUUGAGAGACUGAUCGUAUUGGAAUAGUGGUCAUAAUUUAUUUAUUUUUUUAAAUUAUAAAAUGAUAUAUAAGCAAUAAUUUCUUUUAUUGAGAAUUUUUAUGCAUUAAGAAACAAUAGAAGGCUCAACCGUUAGAGUCUUUACCACAAGUGGUAAAGAUCAUUUUAUUCAAUAUUAAAUAUCCUCUCCUGGAAACAAUAAAUAUUUACUUAUAAAUAGAUUUUGUAACCAGUGUGACCAGUGUGAGAACAACUUUUCACCUCACUCUCUCUCCAUUUUUUUUAGUAGAGUAGGACCUUGUUCUCUAACAAAGAUGAAUGUUACCCUAGAAAAUUAUGCAAAAAUUCUCGAAGAUUCGGAUGAAUAUAAUGUAAUUAUAAAAAUUGGUCAAGAACCAAAUUUGAAAGAAUUUAAUGCACAUUCUAUAAUUCUUAGAGCACAAUCUCCAUAUUUUCAUAGAGCUUUAUCUACAGAAUGGAGAAAAGAAGAAAAUGGAAAAAUUUUAUUUGAGAAACCAAACGUAUCACCAAAAAUAUUUGAAUUUAUUUUAAAAUAUCUUUAUAGUGGGGAUAUUAUUUCUCUUAAUAAUUUUAAUUAUUCAGAAUUUACUGAUAUAAUUAUUGCAGCUGAUGAAUUUAUUUUACAUGAUUUAGUUUCAUAUAUUGAACAAAAACUUUUAAUGUCAUAUAAUACUUGGUCAAAAAAAUGUUUUGUUCAAAUUUAUAAAUGUGUAUUAGAACAAGAAUUUUGUAAAGAACUGCAAACUUUUUUUGAAGAAAGAAUAAACGAAAAACCAUCGACAAUUUUGGAAUCAGAAGAUUUUACAUUAUUGGAUGAAGAAAUGAUUAUCAGAUUUUUGAGACUUGAGGAUCAUUGUAUGAAUGAAAUUGAUGUUUGGAAUAACGUAAGAACAUGGGCAAUUGCACAAAAUCCUACAAUCACUUUCGAUGGAAAUCCAAGAACUUGGACUGAAGAAAAUUUUUUGAGUUUAAAAGAAACAUUGAGCCAAUGUAUUAACUUUAUUAAAUUUCCAUCGGUUACGUCGGAAGAAUUUUAUGCUCAUGUAAAACCUUUUAGACAAAUUUUUCCUCCGGAUUUUUACGAAGACCUUUUAUGGAAAUAUAUCAAUAAUGAUGAACCAAAACCGCAUUCUUCAGAUACAACAAAAGUAAAAUCGUAUAGUGAUGUAGCGGCUCAGAACAUUCAGAAUAUUCAAAACAUUUGGAAUACUCCGAAUAUUCGGCAGAACAGUUCGAUACAGAUUGAUUCUGAUAUAAUAGGAAAUAAUCAUGCUGCUUUAAUUUCUAGAUGGAUAAGAAGAACGAUGAAUAAAUCUUGUCUUGGCUUUAAUCUUAUAAUGAAUAGUAGUAUCGAUGGAUUUAGUUCUCAAAUAUUUGGCAGGAAAUGUGAUGAAAUUCGUCCAACACUUGUAAUUUUAACUGUAGAAGGUACUAAUGAAAUUCUCGGUGGAUUUAAUCCACUAAGAUGGGGUUCAAGAGGGGAAUGUUGGAAAGAUACAAGAGAUAGUUUUAUAUUUUCAUUUCCUGAUGGACAGGAUCAUACCAAUCAUAGAUACAGUCGUGUAAAUCCAGUAUGUGAGAAGAAAGCUAUCUAUCGUAGUGGUUCAAAUGGUCCAAAUUUUGGUGGUGGUGAUUUAACUUUGGGAAGACAAACCAGUUUAAAAAGAGAUUGUAUAUGUGUUCAAACCAAUUACUUGGUGCCGAUUAGGGAUGAUUUUGAAUACUUUAGAGCAAGUUCGUAUGAAAUAUUUGAAGUUCUUAUUUAAUAAUUUUUUUUUUUUUCUUUGCGUAAAU
Messenger RNA from Rhizophagus irregularis DAOM 181602=DAOM 197198, 1866 nucleotides. The record is from RefSeq and is a predicted model, not a curated record. NCBI's taxonomy places the organism in Eukaryota, Fungi, Glomeromycota, Glomeromycetes, Glomerales, Glomeraceae.